Messenger RNA from Rotaria sp. Silwood2, 414 nucleotides. The record is from the annotation of a GenBank genome assembly. Lineage: Eukaryota; Metazoa; Rotifera; Eurotatoria; Philodinida; Philodinidae.
AUGUGUGGCAUUUGUUUUUGUCUUCAUACACAAUCAAUACCUCUGUCCAUUGAUUAUGCACCAUUAAAUGCACGUGGUCCUGAUUUUCAAAAUCAAUAUGGACCAAUAUCACUUACAUCUGAUUUAUAUGUUACAUUUGUUGUUAGUGUACUUGCUCUUCGAGGUUAUAAACAACAACAACCAUUUAUUGAUGAAGAUGGAAAUAUACUUUUAUAUAAUGGAGAAAUAUAUGAAGGAUCUUUACAAAUAAAACCAGAUGAUAAUGAUGGUGUACUUUUAUCUCAUCAUUUAAAACAAUGUUCAAAUGAUAUAGAUAUUUGUAAUUUAAUAUCAACAUUAGAAGGAUGUUUUGCUUUUAUAUAUUUUCAAUUUAGAAAAAAACCAAUAGUCUAUAUUAUGGACGAGAUCGUUUAG